Molecule: messenger RNA, 584 nt
Organism: Vigna unguiculata (cowpea)
Lineage: Eukaryota; Viridiplantae; Streptophyta; Magnoliopsida; Fabales; Fabaceae
Source: RefSeq, a predicted model, not a curated record
UCAUAAGAACAUAUCUGCAAAAUCAAAGAAUGGCUUAUGUGAGGCUUGCUCCUUUGGCUCUCUACUUGCUUGCCACUUCAAUAAUGUUUCCGAUGAAGAAGAUAGAAGCAGCAGAUUGUUCAGGUGCUUGUUCACCGUUUGAGGUGCCACCAUGCGGGUCACGUGAUUGUCGCUGUAUCCCUGUUGCACCAUGUGUUGGUUUCUGCACUAAUCCAAGUGGACUUUCAUCUGUGGCGAAGAUGAUAGAUGAACAUCCCAACUUGUGUCAAUCUGAUGAUGAAUGCAUGAAGAAAGGAAGUGGAAAUUUCUGUGCUCGUUAUCCCAAUAACUACAUCGAUUAUGGUUGGUGCUUUCACUCUGAUUCUGAAGCACUUAAGGGAUUCUUAGCCAUGCCUGCAGCAAUCACCAAGUAAUAUGUGAAGGCCUGUGAAAAAGUGGUCAUGCAUGAUGCAUCUUCUAAUACUUUAUUCAAUAAAAGCUUAUGAUGCAUCUAAUGCUAUAAAUAAAAAGAGUGUUUCAUUCAAAUCUUAGUUUCUGGCUAAUUUCUUUUGUUGGAAAUACGUAGGAAAAAAAGAGACAAGGUU